Molecule: messenger RNA, 1487 nt
Organism: Myripristis murdjan (pinecone soldierfish)
Lineage: Eukaryota; Metazoa; Chordata; Actinopteri; Holocentriformes; Holocentridae
Gene: ciao2a
Product: cytosolic iron-sulfur assembly component 2A
Exons: 5
Coding region: 373-858 (161 amino acids)
Source: RefSeq, a predicted model, not a curated record
ACUCAAAAUGUACACGAAAGUCCACAGCUAAGUACAAUUAAAUAACCUUAAAUUAUGAUUUUAUUCAAAAAAUUAACGACUAAAAGGACAUUUUCGCCGGUUACAGCGAGAAACAACCGCGUAUCUUGAUCGGUCGUCCAUUGCUUUUGUCUGAAGCGACUCGACACACAAGUGGCGAUUAGCUGCGCUGUGAUCGAUCUGUAUACAGCUGAGCGGUUAGCCUGAUGCUAAGCGCAGCCUCGGAGACGGUCCACAUGCUGUUAGAUCCGCUAAAGCUGCGCUCCGUCGUCCGCUUGUGUCCGAUGUUCAGUUUAGUUCGUGUUUUCCUGUCAAAGUCACUCACAGUUUGUCCGUUAUGGCGUUUUCUGAAAAAUGGAAGUAGUGUCCAGCCUUGUGUCGCUCACCGUCACGAAGGUUUUACAGUUUUCCGGGCUGGUCGACAAGAAGGAUGUCCUGAGGAGCCAAAAGAUGGAGGAGAAAGCUUUGGAGGUUUACGAUGUUAUCCGCUCGAUCCGGGACCCGGAGAAGCCCAACACGCUGGAGGAGCUGGACGUGGUGACGGAGAAAAGUGUGGAGGUGCAGGAGAUCGGGGAGGACGAGUACCUCAUCAUUAUCAGGUUCUCCCCAACUGUCCCGCACUGCUCUCUGGCUACUCUGAUUGGCCUGUGUCUACAAGUGAAGCUGCAGCGAUGUCUGCCGUUCAAACACAAGUUGGAAAUUUACAUCUCUGAAGGAACCCAUUCUACCGAGGAGGACAUCAACAAGCAGAUCAACGAUAAGGAGCGCGUGGCGGCCGCCAUGGAAAACCCCAACCUGAGAGAGAUCGUGGAGCAGUGUGUGAUCGAGCCCGACGACUGAGCACAGCCGCAGCCUCAUCCAAUCACUGGUGUGUGUGUGUGUGUGUGUGUGUGAGUGUGUGUGCACCCACAGUGCCUGAGGAUGCUCCUUAUUCCUGAUUACUUCUUGCUCUGACAGCAGACGGAGGCUCCUGGCCUCCCUGGGAGCUGAUUGGACGGUUUCGGAUGGCUUUGGAGAGCCUCCAGAGACACUCGGCCUUAUUUUUCACCGCAGUGACUAAACGGCACGGUGGAAGCUGGCACACACUGAUAGAAACUCAUCGCAAUACCUGUCAUUCCCUGGCGGACGGCCCGGCAGUAAACAGCAGCAGGACUCUGGUUGAGCCGCUGCAGGAACGGGAAACGCCUCCGUCCCCCUUCCAGCUCGUCGUCUCUCUGUCUCGCUCUCCUCCAUUCAUGCUGGGUGUCACUCGCCCCUGGAUCCAUCAGCUGUCAAACUGUUAAAUCAUCCUCUCUUGUCCGGACAGUUUUAGAAACCUGUCUUUUUGUAAUUGCACUGAUCAGAUGAAUCUCUGAUUAAUGUCCAGUGAGUAAAAUAUGAAUCUUUUAGAUGUCCUUUUUUUUUUUUUUUUUUAACAGAUAAUGUAAUAUAAAGAGGUAAAGUGAGUAUUAAAGGUUACAUUGUCUAGA